Messenger RNA from Peromyscus leucopus (white-footed mouse), 787 nucleotides. RefSeq names its product FXYD domain containing ion transport regulator 1 (gene Fxyd1). Gene Ontology annotation, cellular component: membrane. The transcript is spliced from 7 exons. NCBI's taxonomy places the organism in Eukaryota, Metazoa, Chordata, Mammalia, Rodentia, Cricetidae. Gene Ontology annotation, biological process: monoatomic ion transport; regulation of sodium ion transmembrane transporter activity. The coding region runs from base 116 to 502 and encodes 128 amino acids. The record is from RefSeq and is a predicted model, not a curated record. Gene Ontology annotation, molecular function: sodium channel regulator activity.
GAGGGGAGCCUGCGGGGGUGGAGCGUCCAGUUCUGGGCCAGGGGGUCCAAAGUGCUUAGCUCCCCGGGUGCACAGCUGGACAUUUGGGGGUCUUCUGUCAGCAGGGACAGCGUGAAUGGGGGUCAGGGAGAGAGCGGGCAGGCAGCCGAGGGCAGGAGAGCCGGGACUGUCCGGGUGCAGAGCGGCCACUGCUGAGGUGUGUCGGGCAGGUGGGCUGGGCGUGUCCUUCUGUCUGUCUCAGCAUUUCCACCUGUGUCCAGAGGCAGCUUGCUUCCCUCACAAGGAAGGUCCACAGGAACCCGAUCCAUUCACCUACGAUUACCACACCCUGAGGAUCGGCGGCCUCACCAUCGCUGGGAUCCUCUUCAUCCUGGGCAUCCUUAUCAUCCUUAGCAAGAGAUGUCGGUGCAAAUUCAACCAACAGCAGAGAACUGGGGAACCCGACGAAGAGGAGGGAACUUUCCGCAGCUCCAUCCGCCGUCUGUCCACCCGCAGGCGGUAGACCUUCCACCUGUCUCCAGGAGACUCAGCCAGGUCCUGCAGCUGAUGGGCUGAAGUUGGGACGGAGGAAGGCAGAGGGGCACAGUGCCAUGGUGGGAGCGUGGCUAGGAGAGCUUGGGGUCUCUGCUUGCCAUUCACUCCUUCAACCCCCACAGGACCCCCUUGACGCCUCUCCCCACCCAGCUGCUCGCCCGUGGCCACCUCCAGCGUCCCUUGCCUCAGCCCUGCCUCUCGGACACCCCUUUUACUGCUAAGACCUCCAAUAAAACUCGGUUUUCCCUCUUGA